This is a messenger RNA of Marmota flaviventris (yellow-bellied marmot), 461 nucleotides long. The record is from RefSeq and is a predicted model, not a curated record. NCBI's taxonomy places the organism in Eukaryota, Metazoa, Chordata, Mammalia, Rodentia, Sciuridae.
AUGAGCCAGGCGGAGCUGUCCACCUGCUCGGCGCCACAGACGCAGCGCAUCUUCCAGGAAGCGGUGCGCAAGGGCAACACGCAGGAGCUGCAGUCACUGCUGCAGAACAUGACCAACUGCGAGUUCAACGUGAACUCGUUCGGUCCCGAAGGCCAGACGGCGCUGCACCAGUCGGUCAUCGACGGCAACCUGGAGCUGGUGAAGCUGCUGGUCAAGUUCGGCGCCGACAUACGCCUGGCCAACCGCGACGGCUGGAGCGCGCUGCACAUCGCCGCCUUUGGCGGCCACCAGGACAUCGUGCUUUAUCUCAUCACUAAGGCCAAGUAUGCGGCCAGCGGCCGGUGAUGCCCGCCCGGACCCUGAACCCCUCCAGCCCGCGCCCGCGUCGUCUCUGCUGUACCUUCCAGCCAUCUACCUCCGUGUACACUAGGGUCGCAGGCCCGUCGGCAGCCCAGCCCUUG